AUGGCUCUGACUGCGGCCGCCUGGCACGAUCUGGUUAGGGCGCCAUCCCGCUCCCUCGAGCUGGCGCGUUCGUGUGCAAUCACUUGCGCUGUGUGGAUCCACAUCACAGACUACCUUGUCGUCUCUUGA
Parastagonospora nodorum SN15 is the source of this 129-nucleotide messenger RNA. RefSeq lists its product as hypothetical. The record is from RefSeq and is a predicted model, not a curated record. NCBI's taxonomy places the organism in Eukaryota, Fungi, Ascomycota, Dothideomycetes, Pleosporales, Phaeosphaeriaceae. The transcript has 2 exons. Bases 1 to 129 code for a protein of 42 amino acids.